This is a messenger RNA of Coregonus sp. 'balchen', 7459 nucleotides long. The record is from the annotation of a GenBank genome assembly. NCBI's taxonomy places the organism in Eukaryota, Metazoa, Chordata, Actinopteri, Salmoniformes, Salmonidae.
CCUAUUUUCAAGGGGGCGCAGUAGUUUUCAAAGCGUCGAAUUGACGUGUGUGUGAUUGCGAAGUUGCGUAGUGUUGUCAAAAGAAUUUGCUCGGCGAGGGGAAUUUGCAAAUGGAGGAGGAAAUAACUGUUUUUCUCUGAACAACGGCAGGUUUGUUGCUUGGUCAACUUCUUUCGACCUGGCAAGAUGUUCUGCGGCAAAUAAUGUUGGGCGUAUUAUUUGCUAAUGGAUUAUCUCGAACAAGCCAGCUAACGUUAGCUCUCUGCCUUUUCGAUUUCGCAGAGGAUUUAGCUAACGCUAACGAGGCCUCGUUGUUUGCCUUCAAAAUUGUUGUAUUUUUUGUCCCAAAAGAACUAGCUAACUAGAUAAUUAGCAUGUACCAUGUCGUUAACACUUGAAAUGAACAAGUUAGCUAUCUACUGUAAAGUUACCUUGUUAGUUAACUGACGCUAACCAACUCGGAAGCUUGCUUGGGAAGCUAGCUAACUAGAUAGUUAGCCGUUGUUAGCAAUGUUUUGUUAACAGACCGCUAGUCGCUACGCUUGCCAACCAAGCUCAGAUAGAUUCACUAUAUGUACAAAAGAAUGUGGACACCUUAAAAUGAGUGGAUUCGGCUAUUUCAGCUACACCCAUUGCCGACAGGUGUAUAAAGUCGAGCACACAGCCAUGCAAUCUCUAGACAAACAUUGGCAGUAAAAUGGAUUUACUGAUCUGAAGAGCAGUGACUUUCAACGUGGCACCUUUCCAACAAGUCAGUUCGUCAAAUUUCUGCCCUGCUAGAGCUGCCCAGGUCAACUGUAAGUUAUGUUAUUAUGAAGUGGAAAUGCCUAGGAACAACAACGGCUCAGCUGCGAAGUGGUAGGCCACACAAACAGGACCACCGAGUGCUGAAGCAGGUAGCGUGUGAAAGUUGUAUUUUGCAACACUCACUACCGAUUUCCAAACUGCCUCUGGAAGCAAUGUCAGCGCAAGAACUGUUCGUUGGGAGCUUCAUGAAAUGGGUUUCCAUGGCCGAGCAGCCGCACACAAGCCUAAGAUCACCAUGAGCAAUGCCAGGCGUCGGCUGGAGUGGUGUAAACUCGCCGCCAUUGGACUCUGGAGUGAUGAAUCACGCUUCACCAUCUGACGGUCCGACAGACUAAUCUAGGUUUGGUCGAAUGCCAGGAGAACACUACCUGCCCCAAUGCAUAGUGCCUACUGUAAAGUUUGGUGGACGAGGAAUAAUAGUCUGGGGCUGUUUUUCAUGGUUCGGGCGAGGCCCUUUAGUUCCAUUGAAGGGAAAUCUUAACGCUACAGCAUACAAUGACAUUCUAGACGAUUAUGUGCUUCCAACUUUGGCAACAGUUUGGGGAAGGCCCUUUCCUGUUUCAGCAUGACAAUGCCCCUGUGCACAAAGCGAGGUCCAAACAGAAAUGGUUUGUUGAGAUCGGUGUGGAAGACCUUGACUGGCCUGCACAGAGCCCUGACCUCAACCUGAUCAAACGCCUUUGGGAUUAAUUGGAACGCUGACUGCGAGCCAGGCCUAAUCGCCCAACAUCAGUGCCCAACCUCACUAAUGCUCUUGUGGCUGAAUGGAAGCACGUCCCUGCAGCAAUGUUCCAACAUCUAGUUGAAAGCCUUCCCAGAAGAGUGGAGGCUGUUAUAACAGCAAAGGAGGGACCAACUCCAUAUUAAGGCCCAUGAAUUUGGAAUGAGAUGUUCGACGAGCAGGUGUCCACAUACUUUUGGUCAUGUAGGUAGGUAGCUAAUCUGCUUAAUUAUCCAAGUGAAAGGAGCCUUGUUUAACAUUUGUCCAGCUAGCUAGCUAGCUAACUAUGAAACAUUUUCUAAUUACACUUAUUUCCCACUGUUUUUCUCAGGUGGAGAAAACAAAAUGUCUGAGGCUCGUUACGAAAAAUUCCUCUCUCCCGAGGAGCACUUUCCACUACUGCUGUCUCAGCGAGGGAACAUCAGUGAGGCAGGCACAUUGGAUGUCAGUGACUUUGGCUGUCAGUUAUCCUCUUGUCACCGGACAGACCCUCUACGCCGCUUCCAUAGUAACAGGUAAGGCUGAUGGCUAGCUACUUGUUUUUGACUUGCAUUCCACUUUUUAAAUCAAGACAGUAUUGUAACAGGCUAAACUAACCACACCAAAAAUGUCCCUUUUGUUGACUGUUUUCAGAUGGAACCUGACUUCUUGUGGAACCAGUGUGGCCAGCUCAGAAUGCAGUGAGGAGCUGUUCUCCUCCGUCUCCGUGGGAGACCAGGAGGACUGCUACUCCCUUUUGGACGACCAGGAGUUCACCUCCUUUGACCUGUUCCCGGAGGGCAGCGUCUGCAGUGACGUGUCUUCCUCUAUCAGCACUUACUGGGACUGGUCAGACAGCGAAUUUGAGUGGCAGGUAUGUCCCCCCCAAUGUGAUAACAUAAAUAUUAUUGUCGAGUUAUGUUGGUGGUUGUUCCAUUUGGGUUAAUAAUGUUUUUUGUUUAUCCACAGUUGCCUGGAAGUGACAUAACCAGUGGAAGUGAUGUGCUCUCUGACAUCAUACCCAGUGUUCCCAGCUCCCCUUGCCUCUCCUCCAAUAGAAAGACCAAACCACAUAGAAAUUUGGAUGAGCUCCCCUGGAGUGCUAUGACCAAUGAUGAACAGGUAUGGAGACCAGCUCUCAAAUUCACAAUGCCAGGAAUUAUAAAGCAGUGGUUGCAGAUGUUACAUGCUUUAUCUCUCUAUCAGGUGGAAUAUAUUGAAUAUCUGAGCAGAAAGGUCAGCACAGAGAUGGGGCUACGAGAGCAGUUGGACAUCAUCAAGAUCAUUGACCCGUGUGCACAGAUAUCCCCUACAGACAGCGAGUUCAUAAUUGAGCUCAACUGCCUGACAGAUGAGAAACUGAAACAGGUGAGUGAAUGGCACAAUAUGACAACAUUUUUAAAUUGUGACACUGUGUGCUGUGCAGUGUACUCUGAUCUAAAUAAAUAAAUAAUUAAACUUUUCAGAUGUGUGAAGCUUUAACAUUCCUAUCCUCCAGGUGAGGAACUACAUCCGGGAGCACAGUCCGCGGCAGCGCCCCAGCAGCACCCGGGACAGCUGGAAGAGGAGUGGCCACAGCAGUGCUAGCACUAGUGGGGUGAGUGGGGCAAGCAGCAGCAAUGCUAGCUUGGUCAGCAGUGCCAGCAGCUCCACCGGAUCCACAGGCUCCACCGGCAACUCCACGUCCAACUGCAGCACAGCUAACAUCAGCCGUGCCCACAGCGACGGGAACCUGUCCAGUGCCGCUGAGCGCAUCCGUGACUCCAAGGUAAGGAAGGGGUUUCACUCUGACUGUUAAAGUUCACUAUGGCUUUUGAAUAGCUCCUCAAGUUUUCAAAACAGAUUAAACAGCUACUUAAAUCUAAAUAGCAAUUCGACCCAAAGCAACAACAUACAGUGCAUUCGGAAAGUAUUCAGACCCCUGGACUUUUAACACAUUUUGUUACAUUACAGCCUUAUUCUAAAAUGGAGUAAAUCGUUUUUUCCCCCUCAUAAAUUACACACAAUACCCCAUAAUGACCAAGAAAAACAGGGAAUUUGAUUUUUCUUUGCAAAAAAAAUACAUAUAUACUGAAAUAUCACAUUUACAUAAGUAUUCAGACCCUUUACUCAAUACUUUGUUGAAGCACCUUUGGGCGCAAUUACAGCCUCUAGUCUUGUGUAUGACGCUACAAGCUUGGCACACCUGUAUUUGGGGAGUUUCUCCCAUUCUUCUCUGCAUAUCCUCUCAAGCUCUGUCAGAUUGACCAUCUGCAGAGAUGGUCAAUCGUAUUCAAGUCCGGGCUCUGGCUGUGCCACUCAAGGACAUUCAAAGACUUGUCCCGAAGCCACUCCUGCGUUGUCUUGGCUGUGUGCUUAGGGUCGUUGUCCUGUUGGAAGGUGAACCUUCUCCCCAGUCUGAGGUCCUGAGUGCUCUGGAGCAGGUUUUCAUCAAGGAUCUCUCUGUACUCCGCUCCGUUCAUCUUUCCCUCGAUCCUGACUAGUGUCCCAGUCCCUACCGCUGAAAAACAUCCCCACACCAUGAUGCUGCCACCACCAUGCUUCACCGUAGGGAUGGUGCCUGGUUUCCUCCAGAUGUGACGCUUGGCAUUCAGGCCAAAUAGUUCAAUCUUGGUUUCAUCAGACCAGAGAAUCUUGUUUCUCAUGGUCUGAGAGUCUUUAGGUGCCUUUUGGCAAACUCCAAGCGGGCUGUCAUGUGCCUUUUACUGAGGAGUGGUUUCCGUCUGGCCACUACCAUAAAGGCCAGAUUGUUCCAGUGCUGCAGAGAUGGUUGUCCUUCUGGAAGGUUCUCCCAUUUCCACAGUGGAACUCUGGAGCUUUGUCAUAGUGACCAUCGGGUUCUUGGUCACCUUCCUGACCAAGGCCCUUCUCCCCUGAUUGCUCAGUUUGGCCGGGCGGCCAGCUCUAGGAAGAGUCUUGGUGGUUCCAAACUUCUUCCAUUUAAGAACGAUGGAGGGCACUGUGUUCUUGGGGAUCUUCAAUGCUGCAAACCUUUUUUGGUACCCUUCCCCAGAUCUGUGCCUCGACACAAUCCUGUUUCGGAGCUCUACGGAUAAUUAUUUCGACCUCAUGGCUUGGUUUAUGCUCUGACAUGCACUGUGGGACCUUUAUAUAGACAGGUGUGUGCCUUUCCAAAUCAUGUCCAAUCAAUUGAAUUUACCACAGGUGGACUCCAAUCAAGUUGUAGAAACAUCUGAAGGAUGAUCAUUGGAAACAGAAUGCACCUGAGCUCAAUUUCUAGUCUCAUAGCAAAGGGUCUGAAUACUUAUGUAAAUAUGGUUUUUCUGUUUUAUUUUUAAUAAAUGUGCAAAAAUGUCUACCGACCUGUUCGCUUUGUCAUGAUGAGGUAUUGUGUGUAGAUUGAGGAACAAAAACAAUGUAAUCCAUUUUAGAAUAUGGCUGUAACAUAACAAAAUGUGGAAAACGUCAAGUGGUCUGAAUACUUUCCGAAUGCACUGUAUAUCAGAGCUAAGCCAAUUUCUCUUAGACAACCGGAGUUCAAGAAAUAUUACUUCCAAAAUGUAUUUAAAAAACUGACAGAAGUGGGUGAUGCUCUAUCCUCCCUAGAGAAUUGGACCAAUGAUUUGGAAAUCUCCCUCGACAGGGAAGCUCAGAAGAAAGUAUUUACCAGCGCCAACAGCAUCUCGCGUAAUACAAAAAUAAAUCUUAUCCAGUAUUACGCAGUAUUUUAUGUUUAACUAGCUUUAAUCUCCCUAGAAUAGAUUUUAAAGAAGUCCACCAGGGAGGAGUAUUUAGAUGACGUAAUUUUGCUUCCCUCUUCUUCCUGUAAUUGUAUGCCUGGUCGAGUAGUUCGCUUAAAAAUGCUACAAACUGUGCUAGUAUACUAGCUACUGAACCACGGAUGGGAGGCACAGACAAGUGGAAAAAAUAAACUGACACUGAAACGGAGGAUGUUGACAAGCCAGAGGGAAAGCGGGAGACCUGCAUUGUGAAAAAACACAAUGACCGAACGUUCACUUUGGAGGCUGCAGUGAGGUUCAAAAGUAUUUAAACAGUUUGUUUUAGCUCUACUCCAGCACGUUGGCUUUGAAAUGAUACAAUGAAUGAGGUUACAUUCAUGUAGAAGUGUUUAGAAGCAUAUUCUAAAAAAUACCCUCAAAUUAAAGCUGACAGUCUACAUUUUAACCUCAUAGUCAUCGUGUCAUUUAAAAUCCAAAGUGCUGGAGUACAGAGCCAAAACAACCAAAAAUAUGUCACUUAUUGGGACAUCAAUGUAUAUAUUCCUCCUUGCAUAAUUAUUGCAGUCACCUCGUGGUGGGAAUUACUCUACACGAGGUAUUCAAAUGGAUUCCUAUUUGAUAUGUACACACUCCUACAGUUUAGUAGUUUUGCGCAGCGAUAACGGGGAAAUAUUCUCAAUGUAGGUGACCUACUGUAAGAUGAGGUGACCAGAUAUAAUGGAAAAUGGAUCCCCUGCCUCAAGUAAAAACCAUUUAGCCUACAUUUGAGUCAUGGAACCGUAGCCUGAGCCUUUGUUGUGUGCUUGGUGUGCCACUGCCACACAUCUCUUAUCUUCUUGUCCUAUUUGUUGUAGAAACGCUCUAAGCAGAGGAAGCUGCAGCAGAAAGCCCUGCGUAAGAGACAGCUGAAGGAACAGAGACAGGCCCGCAAGGAGAGGCUGAGUGGCCUGUUCCUCAACGAAGAGGUGCUGUCACUCAAAGUCACAGAGGAGGAGGACCGUGUAGAAGACGUGGUCGAUGUCUUGAUGUGACAAGAAUGAAUGAGUCAGUGUUCCCUCUAAGCCUCACAAUAACAUCCUCCAGUAAUGUCACAGCUGGUCCCACACCCAGUCAUAUUGAAGCAAAGCUGCCCAAUUGGGACCGUUCUUGAGUUCUAAUUGAUGUCCUUAGAUCUGGACGCCUGCACACACAAAAAUGAUUCUAGUUCUCUUUUUUUCUCCAUAGCUUUAUGUCUUAAUGUAUGAACAUUGGGAGUAGGAUUCUGCUGAGGCUAAUAUUGAAUGUGAGUAUUCAAGUAAAACGACCAAAUGUAACUUAAAAUAAGCUUAAACUUCCUAAUUCUUUGUGGUUCAUUUAAUCUUGAAGGCAUAGAGGGAACACUGAGUCACUGCAUGGGAAGUCAUCACCAUUGGCAUAAUGAGUUAUAAAUGCUUAACACAGCUUAUUUUGUUUUUAUUUAAUUUGUAUAAAUGCAGUUAAUCAUAAAGAACAGUUUUUACAUCAAGUUUCCCCUUUAAGUUAAAAUAUGAAGGCUUACACAUUCAUAAAUGCAACAUGGUUACAUGGUAAUACAGUGUUGGCCUCUAACAACUCUCCAUAGCUUUUUCUUUUCCAUGUCUUUUGUGCAUGGAGUCUAGGGUUGAGCAUGACAUGUAAAAUAAUGCAGAUAUCCAUUGCAUUGCACACGGGAGAUAUUUUUAUGUUGCUGAAUGACAUGAAAAUGUCUAUGACUGCAUUGUCUUUGAAUGGGAAGGUAUUUCAUGAUGUCCUGGCUUACUCCUUGGCUAUUGGUCCUAUCCUGUAGAACGCUUUAUUCUUUAAACUUCAACAGGUAACACUAACUGCUGUACAUUAGAAAAUGUAUUUACCUUAGAAGCAUUAGUUUGCUUAGUCUUUUCUGUAUAAAGUUAUGCUUUUAAGUAAUUCUGAAAACAAUAUAGAUCAACUAGAUAUUGUGAGUAUAUCUUUAUUUUGAAUGAAAGAGAUGAUUAAUAGCCAUGAAACAACUAUUUCUGUAAUUGUUGUACCAUUCAUUCUGGGGAGGAAAGGUCAACGGACCAAGAUGGGACGUAUUUGUUGCUGCUUUCUUGGAAGUCCAAUUAUAUAAGUUGUUGUGUAUGUCACAACCAUGUAUUUACUGACCUGCCCGAGGUGUUGGAAAUAUAGUGUUGCAGAACAGAAGCAUACCAGAACUCAGUUUCAAUAGUAAUGUAACGCAGAAUGAGGAAUAAAUUGCCAUCGAUGCAUCAUA